AUGACAGCAGCUGCUGGUCCCGAACAUCAUCAUCUUCAAUGGCCAAUUGAGACAACACCAUUGGCAUCUUCGUCGAGCACGGUGACGUCAUCUUCUUCAUCAUCCUCGUCUUCUUUCCGAACGCCAACAUCAACCAUUGUUUCAACUUCUUCUGGAGCAGUAGCAAUGCGUUUAGGCGACUUGAAGAGAGCUGUUGAAGAUGUCAUAUUGCGACCUGAGCAAAAUCCCAUUCAUAGCAUGCAGAAACGUGGCACGAUUGCUGCUUUAGACCUUUGCCAAUUAGACGCUGUAACCUCUACAUGUGAUGAUACUAAUGCUCCGUCGUCAUCAGAUUCCAUGAAUGCUUGUUCGUGCUCCUCAGCUAUGACUCACAAUCUUCGUCAAUCGCCUCAAUUAUGUACCAGCACUAGUCUCGACACUAUUGUCAAUCGUCCUCAACCUUUAUAUUUUCGACAUUCAGCCGGAGUGUCACGUAGACAAAGCAGGGUUCUGGUAUUUCCUUCAAAACGAAAACGGAGCAACUCUUUGACUAACUAUAAUAAAAGACAAGGUGUUUCUGUUUCUCUUCCUCCAUCAGCACGGCAAACUCCUCUUCGAUUUGGCGAAGAAAAUAUUUAUCGGAAUUCGCUUGGUUCGUCUGAAUCUCAUUCAUCUGUCUCUCGUAGCGAAGAUUUUUCUCAAGAUUUUAUGGCCGAAGAAGAUGAAACGUUAGCUUGUGCAUCAUUGGGAUAUCCAACAAUCGCCACGGGAAUAAUAGCUCCCGCAACAUCACCCGCUCCAAAUCCAUUCAUGGAUUUUCGUAAUCCCAAUCGAGAUUAUGAAGAAAUGGAUUGUGAUUAA
Molecule: messenger RNA, 840 nt
Organism: Auanema sp. JU1783
Lineage: Eukaryota; Metazoa; Nematoda; Chromadorea; Rhabditida; Rhabditidae
Source: the annotation of a GenBank genome assembly